CCGAAGGCGGUGCGGCAGCGGAGGAGGAGGUUAAAAUAGAGGUGCUGCACCUCCCCGAGGCCUGCAGCCCGAAGAGCAAGAAGGGGGAUCUGCUGAACGCGCACUACGAUGGUUUCCUGGCCAGCGACGGAUCCAAGUUUUACUGCAGUCGGACGCAAAAUGAAGGUCAUCCAAAAUGGUUCGUUCUGGGUGUUGGACAAGUCAUAAAAGGGUUAGAUAUUGCUAUGAUGAAUAUGUGUCCUGGAGAAAAACGGAAAGUGAUCAUUCCUCCGUCAUUAGCAUAUGGACAGCAAGGAUACGCACAGGGCAAGAUUCCACCCAAUGCAACAUUGAUCUUUGAGAUUGAACUUUAUGCAGUAAAUAGGGGACCUCGCAGCGUUGAAGCAUUUAAUCAAAUAGACAAGGACAGUGACAAGAAACUCUCUGAACUUGAGAUAAGCCAGUAUUUGAAAGAAGAAUUUGCAAGAGAUGGCAAAAACCGUCAUCCCUCAGUCCAUGAUGAAAUCUUAGCUGAUAUAUUUAAGAAGAAUGACCACGAUGGAGAUGGUUUCAUAUCAGCAAAGGAGUACAACGUCUACCAGCACGAUGAACUCUAAGCACUUAAAAAAAUAUUUGGCUGAUUUCCGGGCACUGAAUUUUUAAUAAUAAUAUUUCAUCACAGAUUUUUUUUUUUUUUUUUUAUAGUGGCAUCUUUUUAUAUCUCUUAAGGUGACUGUAAAAAAAAAUCUUUUUUUUAACAUUCAACUAAUAAAAUGUGUUAGCUAUUUCAAAAGAAAGAAAUAAAAUUGGAAAACACC
Messenger RNA from Phaethon lepturus (White-tailed tropicbird), 797 nucleotides. RefSeq names its product FK506 binding protein 7 (gene FKBP7). NCBI's taxonomy places the organism in Eukaryota, Metazoa, Chordata, Aves, Phaethontiformes, Phaethontidae. The record is from RefSeq and is a predicted model, not a curated record. Bases 225 to 596 code for a protein of 123 amino acids. The transcript is spliced from 4 exons. Gene Ontology annotation, molecular function: calcium ion binding; peptidyl-prolyl cis-trans isomerase activity.